Messenger RNA from Aureobasidium pullulans EXF-150, 1053 nucleotides. RefSeq lists its product as uncharacterized. Lineage: Eukaryota; Fungi; Ascomycota; Dothideomycetes; Dothideales; Saccotheciaceae. The coding region runs from base 1 to 1053 and encodes 350 amino acids. The record is from RefSeq and is a predicted model, not a curated record. The transcript has a single exon.
AUGGAUCUGGAUGCUCCCACGAAUUACCCGGGAGCCUUGAUCUUCUGGGCAUAUAUCGUGGCCGCUUUAGGCUUUACUGGAAUCGUCUUGAACACAAUCAGGCAAUCCCAUCAACAGAAUAAUGGCAGAUCGAAGAUACCUCUGGCCUUGAUCAUUUUGGCCGGGUCUAGUUUUUCUACACUAUCCUACCACAUGCUCAAUGUUUUGAUUCUUUCCUACAAACAAUGGUCAACGAAUCACAGCAUCCCUCUAGGAGCCCUGAUAGGUUCGAACAGAACGCCUCUGCACUUGUGGCAAUGGUCAACAACCUCUUCGCUCUUCCAGGACUUCGGUGAAGCUAUCGUAGCCACCAAACCUCGAUAUCUUCUGUCUUCAUCUGGCUUGUGGUCUACCGUUGCGGUGGCGAUCUACAUGGGCAUUGAAGGCCGAAGACGCAACGUCCCUAAUCUCUGGGCCUUCUUUGGACUCCUCGAGAUCCUGCCUACUUCUUUUGCCCAGUCGCUGUUCUACAUCAUGCUUUGCACAAAACCUCAGUCCGCAAACUCGAACCAAAAGCUACUGUCCUACUGGCCAGCCUGGUUCUCUAUCCCACUCUUAUAUCUCUACUCCCUCAACUCAGCGCUCGAGUAUGCCGGAGAGGGAGAAAAGCUCAUCUAUACUAUUCUCGCUGCCCGCAUUUUGCUCAUACUUCCACUCAUUCUACCUUUGAGUAGUGUGAGCACUCAACCCUCAGGCUCAACGCCUCAGAUGUUCCAGCAUGCGUCUACACUACGCCUGUUCACUUUCACGUUGGCGACCCAAUUCUUGACCCAGAAAAGCAUCGGGGGUUUGGGGUCGUGGGAAGAAAUGCCUGUGGUUCUCUUGGAAGCUCUGAACAGUCAUCCAGCGGUCCAAGCAUUAAGCUAUGACUUGAUGCAUAGUGUCGUUGCUUUUGGAUAUUGGAUGUUGAGGGGCGAAAAGGCCGAGAUGGUGGCAGACAAACAGGCACAAGAGUUGCCUGUGAAAGACCAAUCUUCAUCUUCACAAAAGCGGUCAAGAGGGAAGGCACGAUGA